GCCCAUUUCCAAGAUGGCGCCUACGGCCAUGCUGGGAAUACAGUGUGAAGCUGCAGUUCUGCCAUUACUCAAGAUGGCUGCCCCCAUCAAGAUGACCGGGUGUGCCUAGGGGAAAGAGGCUGCAGGAUGGUCUGAGAUGGUCUAGCAUUGAACCAUAUGGAAGUUUCUGAACCUGGGGAGCCCGAUGAUGGGGGGUGGAGCCCGUGAGGGAUAGAGGGAGCAAUAGAUUUUUUCCCCAGGCUAACCCCAACCCCUCCCUGUCCUCUGGACUAAAAUGGGGAACACCCUGGGCCUGGCACCGAUGGGGACUUUACCCCGCCGGAGCCACCGUCGGGAGGAACCGCUGCCCAACCCCGGGAGCUUCGACGAGCUGCACCGGUUGUGCAAAGAUGUAUUCCCAGCACAGAUGGAAGGCGUGAAGCUCGUUGUCAACAAGGUUCUGAGCAGCCAUUUCCAGGUGGCUCAUACUGUGCACAUGAGUGCCCUGGGCUUGCCAGGGUACCACCUCCAUACCGCCUAUGCAGGGGACUGGCAGCUUAGCCCCACAGAGGUGUUCCCCACUGUGGUGGGGGAUAUGGACAGCAGUGGCAGUCUCAACGCCCAGGUCUUGCUUCUGUUGGCAGAACGGCUUCGAGCUAAGGCUGUCUUCCAGACACAGCAGGCCAAGUUCCUGACAUGGCAGUUUGAUGGCGAGUAUCGGGGAGAUGACUACACAGCCACUCUGACCCUGGGAAAUCCGGAUCUGAUUGGGGAAUCAGUGAUCAUGGUUGCUCACUUCCUGCAGAGCAUCACCCAUCGGCUUGUGCUAGGAGGAGAGUUGGUUUAUCACCGGCGGCCAGGAGAAGAGGGGGCCAUCUUGACUCUGGCUGGGAAGUACUCAGCUGUCCACUGGGUAGCUACGUUGAAUGUUGGGUCAGGUGGGGCCCAUGCAAGUUAUUACCACAAGGCCAAUGAGCAGGUUCAGGUUGGAGUAGAGUUUGAGGCAAAUACAAGGCUACAAGAUACGACCUUCUCCUUUGGUUACCACCUGACUCUGCCCCAGGCCGAUAUGGUGUUUAGAGGCUUGGUGGAUAGUAACUGGUGUGUUGGUGCGGUGCUGGAGAAGAAGAUGCGUCCCCUGCCUGUCACCCUAGCCCUUGGAGCCUUCCUCAAUCACUGGCGAAACAGAUUCCACUGCGGCUUCAGCAUCACUGUGGGCUGAGGUUGUCCUGGGAGCAGCCUCUGCAGCAGCUGGAACCUUUGAAGCUGAUGCCCUAGGGCCAGAGACUAACUAGAUCCCUCUCCAGAGCCUACCUUGCCGGAUGACUCCUAGGUCCCAUGGGCAGAGUUGGGGGGACAGGACGAUGUCCUCCUCAGAACCAGAACUGCCACAGAGUCAUUUUUUUUCCAGUUAGGCAGCGGGUUGAGGUUUCCAAUACUGCCAUCAGCCCCACUAUAAUCUCCCAUUAAGCUCUAUGGCUCUGGAGUAAAGGAUAGGGACUAUGGGAUGUGUCUGGCUUCCCUCACCCUACUUUUUUCGUUAUUUUUGUUUGAUUGAGAUAUUACUACUCCUUCAAAGCAGAGAAAUCUGCGUGAAAAGAGGGAGGAAAAAAAAAAAGCCUCCUAUCCCACUUUUGCUGGUUUCUCCAUUCCUCAGUCUUCCACUCCUUCCCUUGGGAAAGGAGGAUUAAAGAGCUAAAUCUCUGGCCACAGAAAGACCAAAGAAUGGGCCCACCCAUUCCCAGAAGGAACUCCAUUCACCUCCUAGCCCUGAGGCUUCCAUCUUUCCCCUCUCCUGUGUUUCCAGAGAACAACUUUGGCCCUAUGGUCGCCCACCUCCUCUCUCUCUGUUCCCCACCCACUCCACACCCCACUGAUGAGCGCACGAAGAGACAGUGACUGUUCAGCGUUUCAUUGCCAUUCCAGAGCUCCUUUCUGCUGGUUCCCGUGUGGGGUCCAGUGCUUUACCCUUUCCAGUCCAGGGUAUCCCAGGGGUUGUGGGAAGGAUGCAAGCCUGGGCCUCAGCUGCAAAUCUCCCCGAGCAGUGGCAUCAUAGCAGACAGUUCCUGGAAGCGCUGAAGUUCAUAGGAGUAUGCAUUGUUUAUACUCCGGAGCUCAGCCAGCAGGCCCAUCAGCUUUGCAUACAGAAACCUUUGGAGGAAGGAGCAGGGUUACCAGGGAAAUAAGGCAGCUGGGAGUCCUGUCCUGAGGUUCCCAUCCCCUGAACCACUCCUCAGAGAGGCUAAGUCUGAACAUCAGAUGCUCUGGAGCUACAUUUUGAAAAAUCUCAGAAGUCCCCAGGAAGGGCCUCUAUCAGCACCGUGUUCCUUCUUUAUGCCUGGUUUUUCCUGAACCCAGGGCUGUGCGGUCACGUGUAAGGGAAGUUCUUGGCCAAAACUUCAACUGUAUAGAAUCUGAAGGUGGAGCCUUCUAGAUCCAGUUCUAGGAGGUGGUUGUGUUAUUCUAUGGUAUAAAGCAUCCUCCUCGUAGCAAAUGGAUUCAUUAGAGAAUGAGCAGAGCGAAGGCGGCAUAGACUUCUGAGCCUGCAUGGUUGUACUAGGCUUUGUCCGUGAAGUGAAGGAGCCUCAUUUCAAGGGGACCUAAAACUUCAAGGAAUUGACCCAAAGGAGAGGAGCGGGGCCAAAAGAAUGAAGACUUUGAAAUUCUGACUUUAGUUUGGAAAAAUCAGAGAGGUGAGGUAAGAGAUGUCACCAAUCUCAGGAACGCUGUUACACACACAGGCCAUGAGCUACGGCUUUGCAUCUCUACUGACUGAAAACAACAACAAAAGCCAACAACUUGGAAAAGUGAGACAAAAGAGCAGUCCGAGCAAUCUGGAUACUGUGAGCAAUGGACGGGGUUGCCUGAGGGAAGGCCUAGAUUCCUAAGUACCUGGUUUCCCAAAGGAAACAACAGUAAAUUGCAUCCAUCCG
Molecule: messenger RNA, 2912 nt
Organism: Mus pahari (shrew mouse)
Lineage: Eukaryota; Metazoa; Chordata; Mammalia; Rodentia; Muridae
Gene: Tomm40l
Product: translocase of outer mitochondrial membrane 40 like
Exons: 10
Coding region: 275-1201 (308 amino acids)
Biological process (GO): protein import into mitochondrial matrix
Cellular component (GO): mitochondrial outer membrane; mitochondrial outer membrane translocase complex
Molecular function (GO): transmembrane protein transporter activity
Source: RefSeq, a predicted model, not a curated record